Molecule: messenger RNA, 384 nt
Organism: Durusdinium trenchii
Lineage: Eukaryota; Dinophyceae; Suessiales; Symbiodiniaceae
Source: the annotation of a GenBank genome assembly
AUGUCGACCACAGACCACGUCGCCACAUGCCGGGCGUGGCCGGAGCCUCUGCAGGGUGAGAUGGACCAGAAGAAAGGGCCAUGCCUUGUCGCCCUGGGCGAGGUGGAGAUGACCAAGCCAGAGGUGCUGAUCCAGGAGGAUCCCGAAGCCGCCUGGACGGAGCCCGAAGGCACCUACCGCGACUCCUUCCACUCCUGGACGAACCAUCCGGAGCACCUGGCCAUCUCGCCGAACCGGCACGUGCACGAGAUGUACAUGCAACUCUUGGAGGAAGUGGCAGAGGAGGUUCGACGCCGCCCGAACAGGCUGAAGCAGGUGAUCGAGAGGAGACGAGGCGAUUCCCGGAUGGCGGGAUGCUGUUUCUGGAAGCGCUUCGCAUUUUGA